This is a messenger RNA of Cinara cedri, 6365 nucleotides long. The record is from the annotation of a GenBank genome assembly. Lineage: Eukaryota; Metazoa; Arthropoda; Insecta; Hemiptera; Aphididae.
AUAUUAUAUUCCGAUAUAAUCGUCUUUAAAAUAAAUAUCGCGGGAAAAAAUAUAAAUUGUCUCGCGUCGACGCCCGACGUUUCAUUUACGCUGCGGCCGGCGAGCUUGACGGACACACGCGGUUCCGGUACACAUUCGAAUUUUGUCCGUUCUCUCAAAACGACACAAUAUGAGCCCGAUGAACAAACCGUGCGCCAUGGAAUCGUUGGUUGAAGACGUUCCACAAAUCAACUUUUUCAUCUGUCCGGCCGUGGUCGAAGACUGCGAUCAGGUUUACGAAUUAGUACAAGUAAUGAGAAACGCUUACAUAUUUAUUUAUUUAUUUAUUGUAUUAAUUUUAUGAUUAUUUCGUACAAUUUCGUCGGUAGAAAUAAUUCGAUAAAAAUGCCUAUACGGCCCGUUUGGAAAUAUUAUUCGUUCGUGGAUUCGAUCAUUCGUGGCGCGCAUUCGUUGAAAAAUACACAAUCCUAUUAAUUUUUUAAAUAACUGCGAACGCACUUAUAAAUCUAAAUCGGAACGCAAACGCAAAAUCGGUUUAGCGAUAACUGUGCAGAUAAAAAAAUUAAAAAAAUACCUAAAUAUAAUUACUUGUAUACGUACAGUAAUAUUGCGCAUAAUUUUAAUGUUUAUAAAUAAUAUUGGUAAUUUAGUCAUUGGCGCAAUUUGACCACCAAUUCUGGGGGCGCCAAAAUUAUGAACACUUCAAGUCAAAAGACCCGUGGGUGCUAUGCCCCCCACAAUCCCAUUUACGUGAAUCUUACAAUAGUUAACUACACCUUGCAAUUUUGUGCGCGUACAAAUUCGUCACGAUUAUUUUAACAUUAAUUUUCCGUUUUCAUGCACACAUGCAUUGUCCGUAGAAAACCUAUAUUUUAUUCUGUUCGUGUACUACAUGAAAUACACGGAUAACAUAUUUUAUCAUCGUUAUGGAAAACCUGAUCGGGUUUAUUUGGAAGGCGCUAAUUUUAAACUCGGGGCCGCUGAAUUAUUUAGUGCUAUUCAAACCGUUUAUUUAGCCAUGCUUGCUAUUAAAUCUAAAACUAUCGAAAAAUAUUACUUUAAAAUGUAGUGUGAAAAAAAAAAAAUCAUUUCAAAUCGAAACUACUUACUACUAUAGCAGGUAACCUACGCUUUGACCGUUUUGUGUUCGGUAUUAUACGAGUUUAGUUUUGUAUCCGUGUAUCCAAUUUUAACCGAGGCCCCGUUUCCGUAUGAUCUAUAGGUAUUGCGCGAAAACAUUUUACGUGAUCAUAUGCGCGUUGAUAAAGAACGGCGAGGCCUUCGGCACACGCGGCUCGACCCUGCAGCUGAACAACUCAAUAUUUACGUACUGCGAUAGAGAUAAAAGCGAAAAUGACACCACGCAAACCGUUGUUCGUUGUAGGCAACUAGAUUAUCGUACCGUUUUGGAUGUUGGUGAACGUGUGUACUAAAAAGACUAUAGAUAUACCUAACCUAUGUAUACGUGUAAUACGAUCUAGUCUACGUAUAAACAUGAAAACCCAAGCGGGAUGAAAAAUCUGUGCCCUUUAUAGACACGGAAAGAAAUUAUAUUAAUAAACCCUUGCGAUAAAACUCGAUGAAAGAUGAUCGUUAAAAGUGUCGCAAUUUUCAGUAGACGGUACACGCACACAGGCAGUUGUCUAAAUAACCGUCCGAAAGCAGAUAAACCGCUCGAGAGAAGAUAAACAGUUUACACAGAUCGAUGCAAAACAUGCGGAUUUAAUAACGCGCGUGUUCGAUCGAGUGCGAAUAAUUUCUAUCGCUUGUGUAUGAAAAAAAAAAACAUUUUUUCUUAUAUUAUAAUAUACCGUACCUAUUUCGGAUUGAUUUAAUAAUACUCUUAUAUUAUUAUCAAUUGUUAUUAUAAAAAAUAAUACUAGUAUACACGUGUAUGGCCCGUGGCCGAUUACCGUGAAAAAAAAAAAGAAAUUAACAAACAACGUGCGGGCCCGGAUUGAACCGGCGAGCUAUCGAGAUAAUGGACCGCUCGAAAUUAUUACUGUCCGCCCGUUUGUUUUUCGGCUGAAUUCGUCGUCAAUACGAAUAAUGAUGCGAUCAAAUUGUAUAAUUUCGGUGAAAUGCGUCGUGUGGCUCGGUGGCCCGACGGCCGACGACGCAUUCCCCCCGUCCGGCGCUGGCAUUAGUUACGCGGUUGUUUUCGAUAGGCAUUUUAAUAUUAAUCAUUCGCGUAGAAACUUCACGCGUAUUAAAUAUCAAAAAUCGCGCGCGGAUCCGACGGCUUUUUUCGUUAUAUUUUUAAUCGGUGUUUUUACUAAGACGAACAAAUGUUACAUCGCGAGGGCCCGAAAUUGUUCUACCCGCCCCUUUACCUAUAAAUAUUAGUUUUGUUUCGCGCUACACGUCGCCGUCGCAACAGAAUACCUACCUAACCUACCUCCUAUCUAUCGUGUAGCCAGGUCUAUUCGUUUAUUUUUAGAGAUUCAUAAUGCAAUAAAAACAUCAAACUGUUACAAAAGUAUAAAAAAAAACUACUUACCCAGAGUUUUAUGAAAAAGAAAAUAUUGCAUUUUAAACAGCGAUUACUGUUUACAAACAAAUACAUUUUUUAUAUGUAACUGGCGAGUGCUUUUAAAAACAAAAUGGGUAGGUACCUUGAUUGGUUUAUAUUCUUGCGUUUUGUCAGUUUUUUAAUAAUUCAACACACAUUAUCAAAAAUUAAGGUUUAUUAAGUCCGAAGUCGUCGUCGUGCAUAUUAUUAUAGGCUCCACGCGACAUCGAUUUUCAAAUGCGUAUCUACGUGUAUACAACUAAGACAAUUGUUUUAACAGUAGGUUAGUAGGUACAAUACAAUAAUUAUACAUGUCCUACACCCUGUAGGGUGGGUAUUUAUAAAUUAUGAUAUACCUGCAAUCUAAUAAUAUAACAACAUUUUCAAUUAGGUAUACCCGUGUUUUAAUAUUUACUGCAACGGUUAUUAAGCACCAAUGUAGAUUAGGUAGGAUUUUGAAGUAGUUUAUUUUAGACUACGGACGUAGCAAGGAAGCUAUUGGUUUUACUUGGAUGUUAAUUUUUUCUCUUUCUUUCAUCUAGUCUGUGAACACGUUUUUCCCUAUUAAACUUGUUACGAUUUGUACGCGUAGCACCUUUUCUGAAACCUCAAGUUGUCUAAAUUGUACUUUAAACGGGUCAUUUUUUGAUUUUCGACGCCAUUUUUCUAAAUAAAAACACUAAAUGUGAAAAUACGUAGGAAAACGUACGAUUUCACUAUUUCAUAAAAACACUGACGUUUUCUAGCAGAAAAAAUUAUUUAAUCGAAAAAUCACAAGAUACCUUUUGAUUUACUUUCAUACGGUAUCAGUUUUUUUGCUGUAAUUAGGUUAUAAAUACACAUAAAAAUUGAAAUUUGGUAAUAAUACUUAUAUUGGACUUGCCUAGACGUAUAUUAGACUUACCUGGACGUGGUAAAAUUUUCAAAAUCAUCAGAUGACUUUUUUUUAUUAAUGUUUUGAAAUCAAAUUUAAAUUAAAAUUGCAAAAAGAAUUACGGCACUUCAAACUAUGAAUUAUCUUAGGUAUUCACCUUCCCAAAUUCUCACCUAUAAAAGUAGCUGCACCCGUCUCCAAUAUCGGAUCUUUUUUUUUUUGAUUUAUUAACUCGAUCGAUACUUAAAUUUAAGUCUGUAAAAUAAAUGUUUUAGAAUCUUAUCGCUUGUCAAGUAGGUGUACUUAUAAUACUAGACAAAAAACAAGAGUUGAACAUAUAAAAUAAAUCUACUAAAUUUUAGGCAGGUGUAGUUUAUUAUGGGCACACGUAAACUUAAAGAUUACCUAACUUUUUACUUGAACUAUCAUAUAAAAUUAUAUAAUGUGUAAUAAAUUUGUUAUUUAUGUAUUUUUUUUUUUCUAGGAAUACUAUUCUGAAUAUGGAAUACCAUCUAACAGACAACUAAACAAAGAAAGUAAGUAAUUCAUAAACAAUUAAUAUAUAAAUGUAAUUUUUUCAUAAUCAUAGAACUUUUAUAUUAUGUAGGCAUUCAUAUACGUACUCGGAUUAAAAUUUGAUUAGUUAUGAAAUGUCUAAGUAUAAAAUUGUAUUCUAUUUGACUCAAAUGAUUUAUUAUAGCAUAAUACUUUCUUAUACUGACUAUUCAAAACUUUCUUAUAUUAAUGCUCUUUUUGUUGACUUCCAAGUAAAUAUACUGUUAACUGUGGUUGUACCAACUUUUCAAUGCCUACUAAAUUCCUGAAGAUUUAAAAUAUUUAGAUAAUACAUUUUCAUAAAUUAAAGAAAAGUAAAUAAUUUUAACCACAAGUUUAGAUCUCAGAACCGGAUUAAUGAAAUUAGCGGCCCGGAGCUGAUCUAUUGUGUGGGUCCUAAUUUUACAAUAAAAAAAAAGUUUUAGUGAAACAUAUUAAGGUACAUUCUACAUAAAAUAAAUAUAUCUGCAGGAUAUAAUGUAUAAGUGUUAGGAAAUUAAACAAUUACCACUAAUUUAAUAAUUAUUGUUUUAGCAUUUUUAAGAGAUGGAUUUGAAUCUCCAAAACCGAGUUUCCAAUGUUUUAUUGCAAAAACUAGAAAAGAAGGUAGGUACACAUAUAUUUUUUUCUAUAAUAUCUAAUAAAGUGAAUUAGAUUAUAAUUUAAAUAUUUAUAUUCCUUACAGACGACUCUAUUUUCGGAUUCGUUUUGUGGUUCAGACCGAUUGAAAAUAUAACUACUGGCCAAAGAGUAUUUUUAGAAGCAUUGUAUGUGUCAAAACCUUAUCGCCAGAAACAUGUUGAACAAGCGCUAUUUGAACGAACAAUUCAAAUUUAUUAAAAUAUGUCACCAUAAAAGUUGCAGCUCAUGUACUCAAUAACAAAAAUAUUAUCUUAAUAAGAAAAUACAAAAUUGAAGUAUAAGACUACAAAUUGGAUUGACAACAACGUUCCUAUAUUUACCUAAUAGAAAAUUAAUCAAUUAUUAUCUUUGAAGUGUUAUAAUUCAAUAGCUAUGCAUUACCACAAGAUGUAAAUAAAGGGGGGCUUAACCAUCUCAAGCUCCACCUAUAUUUUAAUUUAGUUUUUAAUAUUAGGUCUAUAACAUACUGUGCUUAAGCUCUAUAUAUAUUUUCAUACUUUAAUAUCAAUAAUCACCACUGAUAUUCGUGAACAGCUCAAGCUGACAUUUCUCCUAUGUAGGAAUUGAUGAAAAUUUAGAACAAAUAAUGAACUCUUAGUAAUUUUUUUCUCAACAUUUUCAAUUUUAUCUACUUUGAAAAUCUCAAAAAAAACUGAAAAUAACAAAAAGAAAUAAAUAGUGUAAUAUUUUAAUUUUCUGAGGUCUACUCAGAAUCAUAAUAUUUAUGUUCAGAUUUUAGGAUUAUUCAUAUACAUAAUGUGUAUAUUCCACCUGCCCUAGGCUAUUUUUAUAUUACCAAUAAUAUAAAAAUAACUGUUGCUAGAUUUUUUUUUUUUUUUUUUUUACAUUUUAUUAUUAAUUGAUGUUUUUAGGUCAUUGAUAAGUACCUAUUCAAUGUUAUUCAGACUUCUUUUUGUAUCUGUCUGCUGACUAUUUACUAUCUUCUAAUAAAAAAUGUUGUCAUUAUUUAUUGUUUAAAAUAAAUUUGUGUUUUUUUAUUAUUUAAAAACGUUUGUUUUUUUAAACUAUAGUUUGAUAUUAACACAAUGCUAAAACAAGUAAUCACAUAUUCUCUACAGUUAAAAAAUGAUAUAAUGUUUAAUAGACAUAAUACAUUGAUAGAUAUUUUAAACUUGUGAGCAAUAUUGGAAAUGGAUAAAAAAAAGAACUGAUACUGGUGAUAGAAGUAGCCACUGUUGUAGCUGAGAAGUUGGAAAAGUAGGAUACAUAAGGUUGUUUCAUUUAUAUAUGUGAGCAACAAUAAAUCAUUGCUUGACGAAAGAUGAUUCUGAGCGUAGUUUGGUAAUACAUAAUUUGAAAUGCCAUUAUUUUUUUUCGAUUUUCAUUUAAAUUUGAUUUCAAAACGCUAAUAAAAAAAAAAAGUCAUCUAAUGAUUUUGAAAAUUUUACCACUUCUAGGUAUGUUCAGUAUAAGUAUUAUUACUGAAUUUUAAGUCUCCAUGUGUAUUUAUAACCAAAUUGCAGCAAAAAAAUUGAUACCAUAAGAAAGUAAAUCAAAAUGCAACAAAAAGGUAUUUUGUGAUUUUUCGAUAAAAUAAUUUUUCCUGGUAGAAAACUUCAAUGUUUUUAUAAAAUAAUGAAAUUGUAUGUUUUUCUAUGUUUUUUCUCGCUUAAGUGCUAUUAUUUAAAAAAUUUAAAUGUUUUAGAGUGUUAAAGUGUUUAGAGCACAAUCUUGAGGUUUCAGAAAAGGUGCUACAUGUAAAAAUUGGAACAAGUUUACUAGGGUAAAACAAGUUCACAGACUAGAAGAUAGAAAGAAAAA